AUGAAUCUCAUAAAUAGCAUGGUGGAUGUUAAGGAGUAAUAUUUAAUUUUUCUGGUACAAUUUUAAUAACUGAUGAUUGGAAAAAAAAAUAUUUGGAAUUUCUAAAAUGGAAAAAUGGAAUUAUCAAAAUGUUUAGAAGGAGAUGAUACAAAAAUGAAUUGUUAUAUUUUUAGUAAAAAAUAAAAUGCAUUCAUUUGUUCUGAUGAUUCUUCCAUUAGAAUUUGGAAGUAGUAAAAUGAUAAGGAAUGGAUUAAAUCUGAUCGUUAAACAUAGCAUUAAAAUGCCAUUUUGUGUUUGACGUUAAACGAGGAAGAAGAUAUCUUAUUUGCAGGGGGUGCAGAAUUUAUUAUUACAAUAUGGAAAGUAGAUUUUAAUAUGAAUUAACUGACUUAUAUUUAAUCCUUAAAAAGACAUACAUUUUCAGUUUUUGCUUAAAUAAUUCUGAAAAUUAAUUAGUUUCUUGUGGGUAAGAAAUAAUUUUAUGGUAAAAAAAUGAAGAAUAAUUAUGGGAAUUUUGUUAUAUUGUUAACUAAUCAAUCAAUUAAGAUGGCUCUAGGAUCAAAUUUUUAGAUGAUAAUUAAUUUAUUUGGGCAGCUAAUACAUAGGAUAGUGAUAAAAUCCAUGUGUUUGAACUUGAUGAUGGAUAAUUUUAUGAAAAUUAAGAAAAGACUCUUUAAUUNUUAUUCAAAAAUCACAUCUGAUUCAACUAAUAAAGAAUUUAUGUAUUUUUAGAAGAAAAAUAAAUUAAAGAACAUUUCAAAACUCUUACAACCAAGAGUCCAAAGACUUAACUCAAGUGGAUAAUUACAAAUAUAUAGUUUAUCAUAAUAUUACUAUUAAAUGAUAAUAUAACUGUAAAUAUUUCAUUUAUAAUAACAAAUAUAUAUAUCGAUAUUAAUAUUAUCAUAACUAAUAUUUGAAUUUAAAGUUAUAAUUUUAUUGUAAAUCCUAUUAUUUCUAUUAUAAUUUAAUAAUGAGUUAAAAAUAUUAAUUUUUGUUAUAAAUUUAGGUUGA
Molecule: messenger RNA, 1014 nt
Organism: Paramecium sonneborni
Lineage: Eukaryota; Ciliophora; Oligohymenophorea; Peniculida; Parameciidae
Source: the annotation of a GenBank genome assembly